Molecule: messenger RNA, 828 nt
Organism: Sordaria macrospora k-hell
Lineage: Eukaryota; Fungi; Ascomycota; Sordariomycetes; Sordariales; Sordariaceae
Source: RefSeq, a predicted model, not a curated record
AUGGCACCCAAGGCCGCAGACCUCUUGUCAAUCUGGCAGUCCUUGCCUAUGGAGCUCGUGCUGCUAGUCCUUGAUGAGCUCGUCACUAUCUAUCUCUGGAACCUUGACUCAGACCCAUUCUAUCCCUGGGAGAUGGACCUGGAAAUGAGGGGGGAGAUACCGGUCAGCCAUCUACCUGACGUUCAACAUGAUUGCGACAAAGACUCCAUCAAGAUGAACGCGACCCAACUCAUUGGCGGCGUGAUUCGUUCGUGGAGGAAAGACAUCGAGGCUUGUGAGCGGCAAGGCGUAUUCAGGGAUCAAUGUUCGACACCGACCCCUUCUCCCCCCUGGUCCCUCCCAAGUCCACCGCUACGUCAAACAUCGCAUCGAGAGGAAUACCGGCGCAUCCUCUUUCCCCGUCUUUUCGUCGUCCAUCACGGCGGCCGCCACUACCAUCAGAAGACCCGCACCGUCGAGACCAUCAAAGGAUUCCCACGCUGGAAAGAUUACAUCGACCAACAGGCUCAGAAAUCACAAUCCAUAUCUUCCGCCAACACCAACAAUGACACGGUAACCUUCUACAUCGCUACAGACCGUGGACUCGACAACCGACUUGCUCGACUCGGCCAGCAAAGCCAUGGCCCGGUGUGGGAUUCUCUCGCUCCUUAUCCCGCCAGCGGUAAUGAUAUGAUGCCCCACGUAAACCUCUACCUCGUCUUGCAGUACCAGUCUAUGAUUGGCGUGGGGCUCAUGGGAAAUACCGGCGUCUUUGUCAAAACGGCCUUGCAGACGACGACUAAUCGCUUGGCGGUCCGGUUCAGUGUCACUCAACUCAUUGACGCCUAG